ACCACUGAGUAGUUCAUAAACGGGGUUUGCAUAGUCAGGGACCACAUGGAUCAAGAAGAAUUAGAAGCAUUGACAAAGACAUUACUGUCAAUUUACAAUUUUCACAAAUAUCAGAUUGAACAAAUUGUCAAACCCCGGCUUUUGAAGUAUCAAUCAUUGACUGAAGAGGAGAAACAGUUGGUUCCUUGGUAUACCAAACACACUGAAGAUUUGAAAGAAAGCAUUGACCUCAAUCGACAGUUUUGCCAAAGUUUGGCUUUGACCAUUGCUCAAGACUGGAAUGUGGACACUGAUGUCCACCAAUGGAGUUCUGCCACUGGCCAUGAAUAUGAAAUUGUAUCUACUACAUUAUUACAAUUAGUCAGAGAUUGGAGUGAUGAAGGCAAGGCAGAGCGGGAAUUGAAUUAUGGCAAAAUCAUACACGAAUUAGAAUUGUUAUUUCCGGAUAAGUCAUCCCGUAAGGAUAUCAAAGUCUUGGUGCCUGGUUGUGGGUUAGGUCGUUUAGUAAUGGAAUUGGUACUUUGCGGAUUUUGGACCCAAGGAAACGAAAUAAGCUACCAUAUGCUCUUAACUUCAAAUUAUAUUUUGAAUCAUUGCCAGUUUCCUUAUUCAAAUUCGGUAUUCCCGUUCUUAUUCAAGUCAUCCCACUUAGUGAAGCGAUUAUUUCAAGUUAGACCAGUUGCUAUUCCCGAUUUGUCCCCUUUUGUGAUUAAUGAGCUACAAACCAAAGAGCCAGAGAUUCCUUAUCAUGACUUGAUGUCGAUUACUGCCGGAUCAUUCAUAGACUUAUAUGGACUAGGACUGGCUGGUGAUGCUUCUGCGACCCCAUUUCAAGAAUCUAAUGCUAAUAGUUUUCUGGUGGUUGUGACGAGCUAUUUUCUUGACACGGCAAGCAAUAUCAUUGACUAUUUGAAAACAAUCUAUCAUUGCUUAAAAGAAGAGGGAUACUGGAUUAAUUUUGGCCCGUUGUUAUGGCACUUUGAAGGAGACCUAAAUCUGUACCAACAAGAAAACGGGUCAAUUAGCAUUAAGAAAGGAUUGGAAUUAUCAAGAGAAGAUUUAGUCGAAUUAAUUAAAACUAUGGGAUUUGAAUUUAUUAAACACGAAAGUAAUAUAGAAACUAGUUAUUGUCGAGAUAUCAAAUCUUUAGGCUCAUUUACAUUUAAAUGUGAAUUUUGGGUCUGUCGGAAAAUCAAGGUUUAAGAUAUUGUAAAUCAAUUGGACUGCCAAUGGUGGUAACUUCAUCAUAAAGCAAGGUGGUUAAGAAUUCCGAGACCAAUUCACCUCCAAGUUCUUGUCUGAUAUAAUUACCAGCUUUUUCAAAUUGGAAUUUUGGAGAAUUAUAAACUUUUUGUAAUUUUGCAAUUUCUUCAUCCAAAAUCUCACCCACGUACUUCGGAGUUAAGGCUUGCUUAGUAUCAUCCAAGAAAACCUUAUUUUUACACCAAGUGUACAAUUGCAAUCUUGAAACUUCGGCAGUGGCAGCAUCUUCCAUCAAAUUGUUUAUUGGAACACACCCCACACCUCUAAUCCAAGAUUCGAUAUAACACAAAGCAAUAUAAACGUUAAGUCUGAUUCCUUCGGUAGUAAUCACUCCUCCUUCAAUCUUGGUAUUUGAUAAAUCUUCGGCAGUGACAUUUUCAUCGGGAACAAUAUGUAUUUGAUUUGCAGUAGGCAUAUAGUCAUUAAAGAUAUUAUUAGCAAUUGGAGCCAAUGCCGGAUGGGCGAUCCAAGUACCAUCAUAAUGCAUCUUAGCCUCUCUUAAUUUGUCUUGGGCCACUUUAUCCAUGGCAAUUUCAUUUGCUUCAACAUCGUUCUUGAUGGGAAUAAUUGCAGCCAUUCCUCCCAUAGCAUGUACCUGUCUACGAUGACAAAUAUUGAUUAACCGUUUGCAAUAAGCUUCCAUGAAUGGUACUUUCAUAGUGAUCAAGUCUCUAUUGGGCAAAGUGGCCGACAGUCUGAGGCGUUUAAUCGUGGAAAAGAUGUAAUCCCAUCUACCACAGUUCAAACCGGCCAGAUGUUGACGUAAUUGAUAAAUUAUUUCUUCCAUUUGGUAAGCGGCAGGCAAAGUUUCAAUCAAUACCGUAGCUCUGAUUGUACCUCUAGUUAUACCUAAUAAAUCUUGAGCAACAUUGAACACAUCGUUCCAUAACUUUGCUUCUAAAUGAUGUUCCAUUUUAGGGAGAUAGAAAUAUGGACCAGUGCCAUUUUCAAGUAAUUGCUUAGCAUUAUGAUAGAAGUACAAUCCAAAAUCCAUAAGUGAACCGCUUAAUGGUUGCCCAUCAACAAGUAUAUGUUUUUCAUCCAUGUGCCAACCCCGUGGUCUGACCAUCAAAGUUGGGGUGUUAGUAUCCCAAUUAACAGCAUAGGUUUUACCAUUGGUCUUGUUAACAAAAUCAAUCUGAUGGCGAAUGCAGUCAUACAAGUUAACAUGGCCAUUUAAGAUGUUUGACCAUGUUGGAGUAGAACUAUCUUCAAAAUCACACAUAUAUGUCUUCACAGGAGUGUUCAAAGCAUUAACAAUCAUGUUUCUUUCUGGAGGGCCAGUAAUUUCAGUACGACGAUCAAUUAAGCCUGGUGCUAAUGUAGGACCAGUCCAGGUUGGGUCAUUUCUGAUUUUAGUUGUGAACUCAUCUUUUAAGAAAUCAAGUUUAGCACUAUUGUCUAAAUCACGUUGCAAAUUCAUGCGAUUUUGUAAAAGUUGAAGUCUGGUAGCAUUGAAGGUACGGUGUAAAAGUACCACGAAGGAAAGGGCAGAUUGGGUAAGUAUAUCUGCUUGAGAAGUUUUAGAUUCAUAUUGAGCUUGUUUUUCAACUUGAGCCAAGACCUGUACUCCAUGUAAAGAAGUGUAUAACGAGUUUGAAGUUGUCAUUCUUUUUAGUGGAGAGAG
This is a messenger RNA of Spathaspora passalidarum NRRL Y-27907, 2890 nucleotides long. Its product is annotated as S-adenosylmethionine-dependent methyltransferase. The record is from RefSeq and is a predicted model, not a curated record. Gene Ontology annotation, molecular function: S-adenosylmethionine-dependent methyltransferase activity. The transcript has a single exon. Bases 46 to 1203 code for a protein of 385 amino acids. Lineage: Eukaryota; Fungi; Ascomycota; Pichiomycetes; Serinales; Debaryomycetaceae.